Molecule: messenger RNA, 1140 nt
Organism: Limanda limanda (common dab)
Lineage: Eukaryota; Metazoa; Chordata; Actinopteri; Pleuronectiformes; Pleuronectidae
Exons: 4
Coding region: 1-1140 (379 amino acids)
Biological process (GO): negative regulation of transcription by RNA polymerase II
Cellular component (GO): cytosol
Molecular function (GO): protein-folding chaperone binding
Source: RefSeq, a predicted model, not a curated record
AUGGUUCUCAUCUGGACUCAGUUCGGCGUGAAGAACAAGAAUGUCAAUGUCAAGUGCAAAGUGCGAGUCAUGCACAGGGGGGACAGCUCAGGAUCAUCAUCAUCAGCGGAAGGCACCAAGUCUGAGCAGGACACACCCUGCCUGUCCAUCAAACCCAUGGGCAAGGACUUCUACAAGAUCCUGGGCGCCACCCCUGAAUCCAAUGACGACGAGAUCAGGAAGGCCUACAGGAAGAUGGCCCUCAAGUUCCACCCGGACAAGAACAGCGAGGCCGACGCAGAGGACAGGUUCAAAGAGAUCGCAGAGGCCUACGAGAUCCUGACUGACCCCAAGAAGAGGAGCAUAUACGACCAGUUUGGAGAAGAAGGUCUUAAAAAUGGAAUGUCAGUGUCCAUGGCAGGCCAAACCAACGUGUUCCGUAAUAAUUUCCACGGCGAUUCCCACGCCAACUUCCACGGAUCAGACCACUUCGACAUCUUCUUCAGCAAAGACAUGGACGGCGAAGACGACCUCUUCAACCCGUUCAGACGGUUCCCCUUCAGCCACGUCGGUGGCUUUGAGGGCGGCCUGCGAAGAGGCCAGCGGCGCCUGCAGGGCGACGCGGUGACGCACGACCUGCAGGUGACCCUGGACGACGUGAUGCAAGGCUGCACGAAGCACGUGAAGAUCACCCGCCGCCGCCUCAACCCAGACGGCCGCAGCCUGCGGUCCGAGGACAAGGUGCUGAACGUGGUGGUGAAGAAGGGCUGGAAGGCGGGAACCAAGAUCACCUUCCCCAGGGAGGGAGACGAGACGCCAAACAACACACCCGCCGACAUCACCUUCAUUCUCAGGGACAAGGAGCACCCGCAGUACAAGAGGCAGGGCUCCAACAUCGUCUACACGGCCAAGAUCACACUCAAAGAGGCUCUCUGCGGCUGCACAGUCAACGUCCCCACGCUGGACAAGCGGAUGAUGCCUCUGCCGUGCAGCGACGUCAUCAAACCCGGUGCCGUCCGGCGGCUGAGGGGCGAGGGUCUCCCCAUGCCCAAGAGCCCCUCCCAGCGCGGCGACCUGGUGGUGGAGUUCCAGGUGCUCUUCCCCGACCGGAUCCCACCCCAGUCCCGCGAGAUCAUCAAGCACAGCCUGGCCCAGUGCUAG